Molecule: messenger RNA, 1912 nt
Organism: Oryza brachyantha (malo sina)
Lineage: Eukaryota; Viridiplantae; Streptophyta; Magnoliopsida; Poales; Poaceae
Product: glucan endo-1,3-beta-D-glucosidase
Exons: 3
Coding region: 10-1539 (509 amino acids)
Biological process (GO): carbohydrate metabolic process
Cellular component (GO): plasma membrane
Molecular function (GO): hydrolase activity, hydrolyzing O-glycosyl compounds
Source: RefSeq, a predicted model, not a curated record
GAUUCUUGGAUGAUUUGGUCGGCUUCCCCGCGUCCUUGUCCGUCGCGCGCGUCUUCACGUCUCCACACUUGGCCGCCUCGCCCUCGUUCUUCCGCUCUUUCGCUUCUUUCCUUCUGGGGCUCAGACGACGUGUCCACCCCGGGAGCUCGAUUCCAUCCCAUGGAGGCCGAGGCGAGAAAGCCCCUUUUGGUUCUCGCCUUCUUGCUCUGCUGCUUCGUCGGCGUGUCCACGGCGCAGUCGUACAUCGGGGUGAACUACGGCGAGGUGGCGGACAACCUGCCGGCGCCGGAGGAGACGGUGAAGCUGCUCAAGUCGACGACCAUCUCCAAGGUCAGGCUGUACGGCGUUGAUCCGGCGAUUAUGCGGGCGCUCGCCGGCACAGGUAUCUCGAUUGUGGUGGGGGUGGCCAACGGCGAGAUCCCCUCGCUGGCGGCCGACCCGGCCGCCGCGUCCCGCUGGCUCGCGGCCAACGUGCUCCCGUUCGUGCCGGCGUCGACCAUCUCCGUCGUGGCCGUCGGGAAUGAGGUCCUCGAGUCCGGGGACGCCUCCCUCGCCGCCGCGCUCCUCCCCGCCAUGCAGAACCUCCGCGCCGCCGCCGCCGCGGCAGGCGACGGGGCCGCGGGGAUCAAGUUCUCCACCGUGAACACCAUGGCCGUGCUCGCGCAGUCCGACCCGCCGUCCACCGGCGCCUUCCACCCGGACGUCGCGUCGCAGCUGCAGCAGAUCCUGGGCUUCCUGAGCAAGACCAGCGCGCCCUUCAUGAUCAACCCCUACCCCUACUUCGCCUACCAGUCCGACCCCCGGCCGGAGACGCUGGCUUUCUGCCUCUUCCAGCCCAAUGCCGGCCGCGUCGACGCCGGGUCCAAGAUCAAGUACACCAACAUGUUCGACGCGCAGCUCGAUGCCGUCAAGUCGGCGCUGGGGCGGGUCGGGUACGGCGACGUGGAGAUCGUGGUGGCGGAGACCGGGUGGCCGACCAAGGGCGACGCCGGGGAGGCCGGCGCCACGGCGGACAACGCCAGGGCGUACGUCUCCAACCUGGUCGCGCACCUGCGGUCCGGCGCCGGCACGCCGCUGAUGCCGGGCAAGUCCGUCGACACGUACCUGUUCGCGCUCUACGACGAGGACCUCAAGCCCGGCCCGAUGUCGGAGCGGUCGUUCGGGCUGUACCACACCGACCUCACCAUGGCGUUCGACGCCGGCCUGACGUCGUCGUCGGCAGGCGCGGGCGCGGGCGCGGCCUCGCCGCAGCAGCCGAGGGGCGGCGGGUGGUGCGUGGCGAGCGCCGGUGCGACGGACGCCGACCUGCAGGCCGACCUGGACUACGCAUGCGCGCAGGUGGGCGUGGACUGCAGCGCCAUCCAGGCCGGGGGCGCGUGCUUCGAGCCCAACACGGUGCGCGCCCACGCCGCGUACGCCAUGAACCAGCUCUACCAGGCCGCCGGCCGCCACCCCUGGAACUGCGACUUCCGCGCCUCCGCCACGCUCGCCUCCGACAACCCCAGCUAUGGCUCGUGUGUGUACACCGGUGGCCAAUGAUGAACACCCAUCACCGGCUUAAUCAUCUAUUAACCUCCACACCACCCCAUAACUCGUGUCUUCUGCAGUCACCAUGAUGAUGAUCUAGUACUACCAAGUUUUCCAAGCCCUACAAAACGCCUGUGCGAAAUCGAAUAAAGGCGCAAGCAAUAAUGCCAUAUUAUUAGUGGUGGUGGUUGGCUGUAAGAUGCAUAUGCUGCUGUGCCAUGGCAUCGUCCUGUCUCCACUCCAUGUUCAUCUUCUCGGCAGAUGCUUCCAUUCCUCGGCCUCUUUUUUCGGUUGCCUUUGUGGCUUUUGUGCGUGUGCGUGUGUGACUGACUGUACAUGGCGUCUCUUCUAUUUCCUCCGUUCUAUGUUAUAAAACUUUCUGCUA